Molecule: messenger RNA, 3983 nt
Organism: Sorex fumeus (smoky shrew)
Lineage: Eukaryota; Metazoa; Chordata; Mammalia; Eulipotyphla; Soricidae
Gene: ATP13A4
Product: ATPase 13A4
Exons: 30
Coding region: 194-3787 (1197 amino acids)
Biological process (GO): intracellular calcium ion homeostasis; polyamine transmembrane transport
Cellular component (GO): late endosome membrane
Molecular function (GO): ATP binding; polyamine transmembrane transporter activity; ATPase-coupled monoatomic cation transmembrane transporter activity
Source: RefSeq, a predicted model, not a curated record
UUGCAAGGUUAACUUGUGGGAGGAGCCUGGCCUAGGAGGCACCGUCUGGGCGAAGGUGUGCUCUCCUGAAGCAGUUCUAACCUGGACGAUCAUUAACUCUUUCAGUCAGCUGGCGAGCAGCGGUGACUGGGCAAGCUGGUCCUGGAAGCUUCUGCUCAGGAAGGCCAGGGAGGAGCCGUGGAAAAACUCUUUCAUGGGCGACCGCUUUGAGAGGGGUCUGCACGCUUUGCUCAAUGAAGGAGAAGAGAAUGAGAUGGAGAUGUUUGGCUACCGGACUCAAGGAUGCCGGAAAACCCUCUGCCUUGCUGGAUCCAUCUUCUCCUUUGGGAUUCUCCCCUUGGUACUGUACUGGAGACCUGCUUGGCAUGUGUGGGCCAACUGUGUCCCAUGCUCAUUGCAAGAAGCAGACACUGUGUUGCUGAGGACAACAGAUGAAUUUCAGACUUACUCUUGGAAAAAGGUAAUGUGGAUUUCCCUAUCAUCACUGCAUGGCACAUGUGGACUCACUCCUGACCACCCUGUCAUUACAGACGAGGAGUGUAUCAUUAAUAGAGCCAUAAGAAAGCCAGACCUAAAGGUGAGGUAUAUAAAAGUGCAGAAAAUAAGAUAUGUUUGGAACAACUUAGAAGGACAGUUCCAGAAAAUUGGCUCUUUGGAAGACUGGCUUAGUUCUGCCAAGAUACAUCUAAAAUUUGGAUCGGGUCUAACAAGAGAAGAACAAGAGAUUAGGAGGUUAAUAUGUGGACCUAACACUAUUGAUGUUGAAAUCACACCAAUCUGGAAACUGCUCAUCAAGGAGGUUUUAAAUCCGUUUUACAUAUUUCAACUCUUCAGUGUCUGUCUAUGGUUUAGUGAAGACUAUAAGGAAUAUGCCUUGGCCAUUGUCAUCAUGUCGGUCAUUUCCAUAGCUUUGACUGUGUAUGAUCUCAGAGAGCAAUCUGUGAAACUCCAUCAUCUAGUUGAGUCACACAAUAAUGUUACAGUCUCUAUAUGUGGGAGAAAAACUGGAGUUCAGGAGCUGGAAUCACGCUUCCUGGUGCCUGGAGAUCUAUUAAUUCUGACAGGGAACAAAGUACAGAUGCCAUGUGAUGCCAUUCUGAUGGAUGGCAGCUGCGUGGUGAAUGAGGGCAUGCUGACAGGAGAAAGCAUUCCCGUCACUAAAACCCCAUUACCCAAGACGGAUUGCUCAGCAUCGUGGAAGACCCAGAGUGAAGUGGAUUAUAAACGUCAUGUCCUCUUCUGUGGAACGGAAGUGAUCCAGGCCAAGGGGGCUUAUUCUGGGACUGUGAGUGCUGUGGUCCUACAGACUGGAUUCAACACUGCAAAGGGAGACCUUGUGAGAUCCAUUCUCUAUCCCAAGCCUGUGAAUUUUAAGCUCUACAGGGAUGCCAUCAGAUUUCUCCUGUGCCUUGUGGGGACAGCCACCAUUGGGAUGAUCUACACUUUGUGUGUCUAUGUGCUGAGCGGGGAACCUCCUGAAGAGGUGGUGAAGAAAGCUCUGGAUGUCAUCACAAUUGCAGUUCCUCCUGCUCUGCCUGCAGCUCUCACCACGGGGAUUAUCUAUGCUCAGCGGAGACUGAGAAAGAAAGGAAUCUUCUGCAUCAGCCCCCAAAGGAUCAAUGUUUGUGGACAGUUAAACCUUGUCUGCUUUGACAAGACAGGAACCCUAACAAGCGAUGGCUUAGAUCUAUGGGGAUUCGUGCCUUGCAAUAGGAACGGUUUCCAGCAGGUCCACACCUUUGCCUCAGGCAAGGUCUUGCCUUGGAGCCCUCUGUGCGCUGCCAUGGCCAGCUGCCAUUCUCUCAUCCUUCUGAACGGGACCAUCCAGGGAGACCCUCUGGACCUCAAAAUGUUUGAAGCCACCACCUGGGAAAUGGUCACUUCUGGGGUUGAUUUCCAUGUCAAAGGAGUGCCAGCACAAGCUUUGGUGGUUAAGCCUUGCAGAACAGGCAGCCAGGUCCCAGUGGAAGGAAUUGCCAUCCUGCAUCAGUUCCCAUUCUCAUCAGCAUUGCAGAGGAUGACAGUUAUUGUCCAAGAGAUAGGGGGUGGCCGGCUGGCUUUCAUGAAAGGUGCACCAGAGACUGUGGCCAGUUUUUGUCAAGCUGACACAGUACCAACUAGUUUUAUUAGCGAACUUCAGAUUUACACGACACAGGGCUUCCGGGUCAUAGCACUGGCCUACAAAGAGCUGGAAAUGGACCACCAUGCCAAUGCCUUGACGAGGGACAAGGUAGAGUCAGACUUGAUUUUUCUGGGCUUGCUGGUCUUGGAGAAUCGGUUAAAGGAAGAGACAAAGCCUGUCCUGGAAGAGCUCAUCUCAGCCCGAAUAAGGACCGUCAUGAUCACAGGUGACAAUCUUCAGACUGCAAUAACAGUGGCCAGAAAGUCUGGAAUGGUUUCUGAAAGCCAGAAGGUGAUUCUAAUUGAGGCAAAUGAAGCCACCGGGUCCUCUUCUGCAUUUUUAUCUUGGAAAUUAGUAGAAGAAAAGAAACACACUGCAUAUGGGAAUCAGGACAGUUAUAUUAACAUCAGGGAAGAAUUCUCUGAUCAUGGCAGAGAAGGAAAUUAUCAUUUUGCUUUAAGUGGAAAAUCCUUCCAGAUUAUAAGUCAACACUUCAGCAGUCUAUUGCCAAAGAUACUAAUCAAUGGGACCAUCUUUGCAAGAAUGUCUCCAGGACAGAAGUCCACUCUGGUGGAAGAAUUUCAGAAACUGGAUUACUUUGUAGGUAUGUGCGGUGAUGGAGCCAAUGACUGUGGGGCUUUGAAAAUGGCUCACGUGGGCAUCUCUUUAUCAGAGCAGGAGGCUUCUGUGGCUUCACCCUUUACUUCCAAAACACCAAACAUUGAGUGUGUGCCUCACCUUAUCAAGGAAGGACGUGCUGCGCUGGUCACUUCCUUUUGCAUGUUUAAGUACAUGGCUCUAUACAGCAUGAUUCAGUAUGUUGGUGUUCUGCUGCUCUACUGGGAGACAAACAGCCUUUCAAAUUACCAGUUUCUGUUCCAGGAUCUGGCUAUCACAACUCUUAUUGGUGUGACAAUGAAUCUGAACGGUGCCUACCCCAAGCUGGUGCCAUUCAGACCGACAGGACGGCUCAUCUCCCCACCUCUGCUGCUCUCCGUGAUUCUCAAUAUUCUCCUCAGCUUGGCCAUGCACAUCGCAGGCUUCAUUCUGGUUCAGAAGCAGCCCUGGUAUUCUGCAGAAAGGCACAGUGCCUGCACAGUUCCCAACGAAACCUCCUUCAAAUUAACUAUUGCUCCAACCACUCCAGAAAAAAUUGGAACCAAUGGUAUUGUCACAAGUUUUGAGAACACUACUAUAUGGUUCUUGGGAACCAUCAACUGUAUCACUGUGGCCCUUAUCUUCUCCAAAGGAAAACCAUUUCGGCAGCCCACCUAUACAAACUAUAUAUUUGUCCUUGUUCUGGUCGUACAGCUGGGAGUGUGUUUAUUCAUUCUAUUUGCUGAUAUUCCGGAAUUAUAUAAGAGUUUGGAUCUGCUCUGCACUCCUGUCCUGUGGAAAAUCUACAUUGUCAUUAUGCUCAGCUCCAAUUUUAUUGUGUCCCUCAUAGUGGAGGAGGCCAUUAUUGAAAACAAAGCCCUGUGGAUGAUAAUCAAAAAAUGUUUUGGCUAUCAAUCAAAAAGCCAGUAUCGGAUAUGGCAGAGAGACUUGGCAAAUGAUCCCAGUUGGCCUCCAAUAAACCAAACCUCUUACUCUGACACACCGAGAUGUGGCAGGGGAGUCUCUUACAGCAAUCCCGUGUUUGAGAGCAAUGAGGAACAACUGUGAAGCAGAAGAAAAUCCAAAUGGAUGUCAAGAAGAAAUGGUGACAAGUGGGGUCAAUUUCUUGAUUUUUUUUUAAGCAACAAGACUCUUACAGUAUCAGUUGGAGUUUUGGGAAUCAAAAAUUAUCCAAUCAUAGUGACUAAUUAAAGUUUGUUUGAUAAGAUGCUUUUUCCAGAGCGGAACACUGCCACAGAAGAGU